Molecule: messenger RNA, 2837 nt
Organism: Chrysochloris asiatica (Cape golden mole)
Lineage: Eukaryota; Metazoa; Chordata; Mammalia; Afrosoricida; Chrysochloridae
Gene: LARP4
Product: La ribonucleoprotein domain family, member 4
Exons: 16
Coding region: 83-2257 (724 amino acids)
Biological process (GO): positive regulation of translation
Cellular component (GO): cytoplasmic stress granule; cytosol
Molecular function (GO): mRNA 3'-UTR binding
Source: RefSeq, a predicted model, not a curated record
CUUAUCCUAGCGAUUGGGAAUCGGGCCUGUGAGCCGGUUGGAGUCGCGGCGGCGGGAACAAUUGGGCCGAGCAGAGGAAGUCAUGUUGCUCUUCGUGGAGGUAACAGCUAAAGGAACUGGUUUAAAUCCUAAUGCCAAAGUAUGGCAAGAAAUUCCUUCUGGAAGUGCUGAUGCCAAUCCAGUAACUCAUGGAAUGGAUAGCUCUUGGCAUGAAACAGCAACUACAUCUGGGUCUCACUCUGAGGGUAAUUUAGAACCUUCAGAUGAUAUGUGUAAGGAAUAUGAAGUAAUGUAUUCUUCAUCUUGUGAAACCACAAGAAAUACUGCAGGCAUUGAAGAACCAACUGAUGGAAUGAUUUUGGGACCAGAGGAUCUUAAUUAUCAAAUAUAUGACAUUUCUGGAGAAAGCAAUUCAGCAAUUUCCUCAGAAGACCUAAAAGAAUGUCUGAAGAAGCAAUUAGAAUUCUGUUUUUCACGAGAAAAUCUGUCAAAGGAUCUUUACUUGAUAUCUCAAAUGGACAGUGAUCAAUUCAUCCCGAUAUGGACAGUUGCCAACAUGGAAGAAAUAAAAAAACUGACUACAGACACUGAUCUAAUUCUUGAAGUAUUAAGAUCUUCCCCCAUGGUUCAAGUUGAUGAGAAGGGUGAGAAAGUGAGGCCAAGUCAUAAACGUUGUAUUAUUAUUCUUAGAGAAAUUCCUGAAACAACACCAAUAGAGGAAGUGAAAGCUCUGUUCAUAAAUGAAAACUGUCCCAAAGUGAUAAGCUGUGAGUUUGCACAUAAUAGCAGCUGGUAUAUCACUUUCCAAUCUGACACAGAUGCACAACAGGCUUUUAGAUACUUAAGAGAAGAAGUGAAAACAUUUCAGGGCAAGCCAAUCAUGGCAAGGAUAAAAGCCAUCAAUACGUUUUUUGCUAAGAACGGUUAUCGAUUAAUGGAUUCUAGUAUGUUUAGUCAGUCCAUUCAAACUCAAGCACAGUAUGCAUCACCAGUCUUUAUGCAGCCUGUAUAUAAUCCUCACCAACAAUACUCAGUGUAUAGUCUUGUGCCUCAGUCUUGGUCUCCAAAUCCUGCACCUUACUUUGAAACACCACUGGCGCCAUUUCCCAAUGGUAGUUUUGUGAAUAGCUUUAAUACCCCUGGAUCUUAUAAAACAAAUGUUGCUGCUAUGAAUUUGGGUCGACCAUUCCAAAAAAAUCGUGUGAAGCCUCAUUUUAGGUCAUCCAUUGGUUCAGAACACUCAACAGAGGGGUCUGUAUCAUUGGGGGAUGGACCAUUGAAUAGAUCUAAUAAUUCAAGGAACUUUCCAAAUGAACGACAUAACCCAGUAGGGCAUCAGGAACAAACUUACCUUCUAAAAGAGACUGCCACUUUGUCAAUGGAACAGAAUGGGGACUAUGGUAGGGGCAGGAGAACUCUUUUCAGAGGUCGAAGACGACGGGAAGACGACAGGAUUGCAAGACCCCAUCCUUCACCAACUGAAGCAAAAGCUCCAACACCAAAGUUUGAUCUGUUAGCUUCAAAUUUUCCUCCUUUGCCUGGAAGUUCACGAACACAAGGUGAACUCCCUCUGGAGAGUAGGAUGUCUGAUGUUGUUAAAGGUGUUUACAAAGAAAAGGAUAAUGGCGAGUUGAAAAUUACUUGCCCAGUACCUGCAGAGGAUGAGCAGACAGACUGCAGCUCUGCCCAACAGCUUAGUAUGAGUACAAGUCCUCCAUCUGCAACUGAGCUUCCUGCAUUAAGCACAACUCAGCAAGAAAAAGAUAUAAUAGAGGAUUCUGCUGUUCAGAAGGAUGGCCUCAAUCAGAUGACUCUACCAAUUACUUCUCCAAGUAGUAGUACAAAGCCAUCAAGGACAAAUACCAUUUCACCAAGUAAUAAUAAUAUAAGUACAGCUGUAGCUGUAGCCCUACAGGAACCUCGAAAGUUAAGUUAUGCUGAAGUGUGCCAGAAACCACCUAAAGAGCCAUCUCCAGUUCUUGUGCAGCCACUACGGGAACUUCGCACCAAUGUAGUGUCUCCUACCAAAAAUGAAGAGAAUGGAGCCCCUGAAAAAUCUAUUGAGAAACCACAUGAGAAACCAGAAGCAAAAGCUAGCAAGGAUAUUUCUGGCUUUCGAGGCAGUACCAUUCCCAAGGGAACAGCUGGAAAAAUCAGGGAACAGAGACGCCAAUUUGGCCAUAGGGCUAUACCUCAGGGAGUAACUCGACGGAAUGGCAAAGAGCAAUAUGUGCCACCACCCAGAUCACCAAAGUAAAAAAAAAAAAAAAAACUAUUCAAAAUCUUCUCUCUUUUCCCAUUAAACUUGAGCCGUGGCUAUAUUGAACUGUUUGGUGGGGGUAGGGAGUAGCCAGAAAGAAAACAGGAAAAAGUAAGUAUGUAAAUUAUUACGGAUUUUGGUGGUGUGAGCAGUAGAAUCCCAAAAUUCAUCUCUAAAGUGUAAUCUAAGAUGCUGGAUGAUUACAAUCAGUAUAUACACACAAACACACACACACAUAUAUAAUUUUUCUAUAUUUCUUUCUGAUUUUAAUUUGCAGAUUAUUUCUGCCUGGAAUCAAUUUUGAGGAUUCAGAUUUAGCUGGGGAAAAAACAUAUUACAUAUCUUUCAGUACUGGAGAUGAGGGAGUUAGAGAAAAGAUUUUACUUAAGAAGCAUUUCUGUAAAAUUAGAAAUUACUUUUCUUAAUCUAUGUAAAGUUGACUUGGAAAAUGCUAUCUUUGCCUAUAAGGCCUUGUGUUGCAAAGCAGAUCAUUGGCUGGACUGCCUCUUGUGGGUGUGUGUGCACAAAUGAUUGAAGCCAAAUCUGUAGUCGUGUUAGAAAAUGACUUGAAAACUGA